This is a messenger RNA of Sipha flava (yellow sugarcane aphid), 1922 nucleotides long. RefSeq names its product general transcriptional corepressor trfA-like. The coding region runs from base 84 to 1769 and encodes 561 amino acids. The record is from RefSeq and is a predicted model, not a curated record. Lineage: Eukaryota; Metazoa; Arthropoda; Insecta; Hemiptera; Aphididae. The transcript is spliced from 11 exons.
UCUUUUUUUUUGUUAUAAUUAUCCAUUUAAAAUAAAAUUCGUAAAAUGUUGCUAUUCAUAAUUUAUUUUAACAUUGACUAAUAAUGGAUUAUAGUGUAUGUGAAAUAAGCAAUACUGUAAUGAUAGAUUCAUUGGAUGCUAUAAUUCAAGAAGAAAACUGGAAACUUGAGAUGGAUAAAAACACUGGUCUGCUAUCAAAGAAAUCAAAAACACCAAAGGUUCAACAAUCAUUUAAAGAAAAUGAAAACAAAUUUAAACAAAAUAUACCUCAUAGACAUCUUAGAAGUUAUUCACCUAAACGAAGUCAUUCAUGUGAUCGUGUAGAAGAAAUUGAAAGGUUGGCAAACUUAUUUACUCAGUCACCUAGCUUUUUUUCAACAAACAAUAAUAACAAUAGUAUUCAUGUCGAGUAUAAUCAAAGAACAUCUAAAGAAAAUUUGCCUAUACAAAGGCACAAUGAAUUUGAUGACUAUAAGGAUUUGGUCAAUUACAAAAAUAACAACAAUUCAAUUGUUCCAGAUAUCAAGGUGAAAAGAAAUGUACGAUUUGGAGAAUUUUCACCUCUUAAUCCAGCCAAUCAAGUAAAUGCUCAGCCCUUUUUAGGAAUUGGAGAAUAUGAUAAUAAAAAAAAGAAAAUGUUAGAAUUACAAAGGAAGGAAUACAUGGAAUAUGUAUCUAAAGUAAAACAAGAUAAGAACACUUCAGAUUUACCGAAAUUAGCAGAUUAUUCUUGCGAAGAAGCAUUUAAAACAGCAAUGGAAGAUAAUAGUAUAUCAGAUCAAACUAAAUCAGAUAUCAAAUCUAUACGAUACCAGGAAAAUAUAAAACAGCCAUUUGUAGAUGGAGCUGAAUCAUGUACAUCUGAUGAAGAUCAUGCUAAAGAAACUAAUCGAUUAAAGCAAGAAAUCUACAGACUUGAAUUAAGUAAACAGAUAGAAGAGAAAAAAAGGUUGGAAUUAGAACGAAAGCGUCAAGAGCAAAUGGAAGAUGAAGCUAUUGAAAGAAUGGCAAGGGAACAGGAAGAAAGAAUAAGGAAAGAAUAUGAACAAGAAAUGGAGAAACGAACUUUGGCUCAACUUCAGAAACAAUUGCAACAAGAAAAGUUACAAAAUGAAAUUAAACUAAAGCAAAAAGAAUUAGAAUUAAAAGCAAGGAAUGCAGAUAAAAUUGAAACAACAUCUCAACCAGUAUCCAUGCAUACACCUAGUUACCAUGAAUCAUUUGAAGAUCCUGAUGAAGAGGAGUUUCAUUGUCCCCCCGAGAGCACAUUUGACAAUGUACCUUUGCCAACUUCUCGUAUUCGAGUUCCAAGAAAAAUAGUGUAUGAUGAUGAACCUGUCAACAAAAAUACUAGAAACGUAUCCUGCAACACGGAUGUAAAUAGAAAUUCGCAUUUGAAUCAAAGCAUUUCUCCUCCAGCUUUAAGUAAAAAAAUAGAAAAAUCUCAUGUGACUUUUGCACAGGACAACCCUUCCAAAAGAAAUGAAUUCAAUCAUAUGGUUUUAGUGCCCGAUAAAAAGGCUGUGAUUAUUGAUUCACCAUAUACUCUUGCAUUAGCUGGGCUUAAUAAUUGCGAAGACAAUGAUGGGACUUGUGAAGCUAUUGAACCAACUGAAGCAGUUUAUAGAAAUCAGAACUACAAUGAAAGAUUGUUGGAAAAUAAUCAUGAACUUAUUGAUACACACUUGUUGUCAAACUUGGGAAGUAUAAGGAAACAAUUAGAUAUAGAACAUCAAAGAUUAAAAGAACAAGUAAGAAGAUCACAAUAACAUGGCAAUUUUAGAUGCCAUAAGAGAAUAUAUAGAAAUGCUGAAGUCAAUAAAAUUAGUUUUAUUUUACAACAAUAGUAGAAAAGUAACCGUAUUUUUUAUCAAUUUUAACAUAAACACAUUUUUAUCCAUUAAACAUUAAUUCUAUUUACA